CCUCAGUUUCCCUGCCCGUGAACGGGCGCGGUGCCCUGGGGGAGGUUCCCCCCCCCCCCCCCGCCCCUCCGUGGGCCGGACCGGGACCAGCUGAGCCCCGACGGCUCCGGGGCAGCCUCAGCUGAAGCCACUCCAGGACCUGCUGCUGCUCUGCCACCGGGAGCCACCCCGGAGCCACCCGGCCAUGGAAGCCACCACCUCGCUGCUGGACGCCGCAGCGGUCGGGGACCUGGUGCUGCUGGACCCGCUGACGGAGGAGUCGCUGCUCCAGACGCUGCAGGAACGCUUCCGCCGCAGCAACAUCUACACGUACAUCGGGAACGUGGUGAUUUCGGUGAAUCCCUACCGCUCGCUGCCCAUCUACACCCCCGAGACGGUGCAGGAGUACCGCAACUGCAACUUCUUCGCCGUGAAGCCCCACAUCUACGCCAUCGCUGACGAUGCCUACCGCUCGCUGCGGGACCGGGACAGGGACCAGUGCAUCCUCAUCACUGGGGAGAGCGGGGCCGGCAAGACGGAGGCCAGCAAACUGGUGAUGUCCUACGUGGCGGCGGUCUGCAGCAAAGGGGAGGAGGUGGACAAGGUGAAAGAGCAGCUCCUGCAGUCCAACCCCGUGCUGGAGGCCUUUGGAAACGCCAAGACCAUCCGCAACGACAACUCCUCCCGAUUCGGCAAGUACAUGGACGUGGAGUUCGACUUCAAGGGGGAGCCUCUGGGAGGGGUCAUCAGCAACUACCUGCUGGAGAAAUCCCCUGCCUGUGUUGGUCCCCAGGAUGCCAUGAAGGUCAUCGGCUUCUCGCCCGCUGAGGUGACGGCGCUGCUGGAGGUGACGGCCGUGGUGCUCAAGUUGGGCAACGUGCAGCUGAGCAGCAGCUACCAGGCCGGUGGGAUGGAGGCCAGCAGCAUCGCUGAGCCUCAGGAGCUGCAGGAGAUCUGUGAGCUGAUCGGGCUGGACCCUUCCGUCCUGGAGCGGGCUCUGUGCUCCCGCACGGUGAAGGCGAGGAACGAGAUGGUGCUGACCAGCCUCAGCGUCCCCCAGGGCUACUAUGGCCGGGAUGCUCUGGCCAAGAACAUCUACAGCCGCCUCUUCGACUGGUUGGUGAACCGCAUCAACACCAGCAUCCAGGUGAAGCCGGGCAAGCAGAGGAAGGUGAUGGGUGUGCUGGACAUCUACGGCUUUGAGAUCUUCCAGGACAACGGCUUUGAGCAGUUCAUCAUCAACUACUGCAACGAGAAGUUGCAGCAGAUCUUCAUCCUGAUGACCCUGAAGGAGGAGCAGGAGGAAUAUGUCCGAGAGGGCAUCAAGUGGACCCCGAUAGAGUUUUUCGACAACAGCAUCAUCUGCAACUUGAUCGAGAACAGCAAGUGCGGGAUCCUGGCCAUGCUGGACGAGGAGUGCCUGCGGCCCGGCGUGGUCAAUGAGGACACCUUCCUCACCAAACUCAACCAGCUCUUCGCCACCCACAAGCACUACGAGAGCAAGGAGACCCAGAACGCCCGGCGUGUGAUGGACACCACCCUCCCAUCCCACUGCUUCCGCAUCCACCACUACGCUGGCAAGGUGACCUACAACGUGACGGGCUUCAUCGAGAAGAACAACGACCUGCUCUUCCGCGACCUCUCGCAGGCCAUGUGGGCCUCCCGCCACGAACUCCUGCGCUCCCUCUUCCCCGAGGGAGACCCCCAGAAGGUGUCCCUCAAGCUGCCCCCCACCGCCGGCUUCCAGUUCAAGGCCUCGGUGGCCACGCUGAUGAAGAACCUCUACUCCAAGAACCCCAACUACAUCAGGUGUAUCAAGCCCAACGAGACCAAGACGGGGAUGCUCUUCACACCGGAGCUGGUGCUGGCGCAGAUUCGGUACCUGGGGCUGAUGGAGAACGUGCGGGUGCGUCGGGCGGGCUACGCCUUCCGCCAGCUCUACGACUCCUUCCUGGAGCGCUACAAGAUGCUCAGCCCCAGGACCUGGCCCCGCUGGACUGGUAGCCACAGGGAGGGGACCAAGUUGUUGCUGGAAGACCUGGCGUUCCCCACCGAGGAGCUGGCGUUUGGCCACACCAAGAUCUUCAUCCGCUCCCCACGCACCCUCUUCGACCUGGAGAGGCGGCGGCAGGAGCGUGUGGCCGAACUGGCCACCCUCAUCCAGAAGACAUUUCGGGGCUGGCGGUGCCGGACCCAGUACCAGCUGAUGCGCAAGAGCCAGAUCAUCAUCUCCGCCUGGUUCCGGGGACACAUGCAAAAGAACAGGUACAAGCAGAUGAAGCGCUCGGCGCUGAUCAUCCAGGCGUACGCUCGGGGCUGGAAGGUCCGCAGGGCCUACAGGAGAUAUUUCCGCUCCGGGGCCAGCACCCGCUUGGCCAACUUCAUCUACCGGCGGCUGGUGCAGAAGUUCCUGGUGGGGCUGGCGAGGAACCUCCCGCCGCUCUCAGUGAUGGACCGGACCUGGCCCCCCGCGCCCUACAAAUUCCUGGCUGAUGCCAACCAGGAGCUGAGGAGCAUCUUCUACCGCUGGAAGUGCAAAAAGUACCGGGAGCAGCUGACGCCGCAGCGCAGGGCUCUGCUGCAGACCAAGCUCCACGCCAGCGAGCUCUUCAAGGACAAGAAGGCUCUUUACUCCAAAAGCCUGCAGCAGCCCUUCCAGGGCGAGUACCUGGGGCUGAAACAGAACCCCAAGUACCAGAAGCUCAACGCCGUGGCCAAGGACAAGCUGGUGAUGGCCGACACCGUGAAGAAGGUGAACAAAGCCAACGGCAAGAGCCCCUUGCGCUGCAAAUUUCUGGAUGCCCAGCACCCCCUGCUCACGCAGCUGCUGAAUGCGUGA
Calidris pugnax (ruff) is the source of this 2818-nucleotide messenger RNA. RefSeq names its product myosin IA (gene MYO1A). The coding region runs from base 185 to 2818 and encodes 877 amino acids. Gene Ontology annotation, cellular component: cytoplasm; myosin complex; microvillus. Gene Ontology annotation, biological process: sensory perception of sound; actin filament organization; vesicle transport along actin filament. Lineage: Eukaryota; Metazoa; Chordata; Aves; Charadriiformes; Scolopacidae. The transcript has 25 exons. Gene Ontology annotation, molecular function: microfilament motor activity; actin filament binding; ATP binding. The record is from RefSeq and is a predicted model, not a curated record.